CCGCAGUCUCAGUCAUCUCGCGGGAGAAUGUCCAGCACCUUCAACGAGCAGCACUGGCAGCCCUCCGGCUUCCCAAACCACUCGUGGAAAGUGGACCGCAUUCGCCCACUCACAAACACGGCUGCCUUCAGAAGCAGGACCUCCACCUCAUCCACAGACCUCCCAUUCGAUGCAUCAGCGGCUGACAACAACCGGCCGGUCCGCUUCCAAGGCACCUUUGCCGAGCAGCAAGGAGGGUUGCCUGACGGCGGAGCUGCUGGCUUCCAGGGCCAAGCAACAGCGAACCAUGAAGACUGGUUUGCCGACCCCUUCUUCUCGCAGGAAGAUCCCUUCGCAGAGUCGUCACACGACGAGGCGCCACGCCCGCGCUAUGUCGGAUUGGGAGAGCGGAGAGGCCCCUUGUCGGUGACGGCAGAGUCGGACAAUCUUGACCAGAGGCGGCCGUCUUUUCCCCGGCUGUUCGUCUACUGCAGACAUUUGGAGGAACAGAACAGGAACCUCACACGCAAACUGCGGGACAGGGAGGUACGAAAGCGCUAUUUUCAUUCAUGCCAUUGGAUGGUAUGCGCCUCUCUCUUUGUUCUUUCUCUUCUCCCGCGAUGAAUAACAUCAGGAUGAUUUCAAGCGAAUGGGUGCGGGCCUUGCGGCAAAACAGGAUGAGGAACUCUGCCGCCUCCAGGAUGCACAGAGACAGACGGAAGAGCAGUUGCGUCGACAGGAGUCUCUGCUUGCUUCGGAAAAAGAGCAGACUAGAAAGCUGGAGGGGGGCCGCCGACAGUUACUGGAUGGCUUGUUGGAUGCCUUCGGCCCUUUAUUGGCUGUCAUUCGGGCUGCUGUGGUCACAGGGAAGGAGGGAGACAAGAUCCGAGCGGCUCUGCGAGCGCUUGAAGCGCUUGUCGCGCCAGUGGCAGAGACCGAGGACGGGUAAUGAAUAAGCGGAUGAUCAGCAUGGCACACCGACACACCAUCGCUCUGAUGUCAUCGUGCUGCCGCAGGUUCCAACCGGUGCUGCGGCGUUUGCAUGAGGUUCGGGACUUUCACGAGAGACACCCGGCCAACGACACGCCACCUGUCUCGAGAGCCACACAGACCGACCAGCAACCAACGCUGCAUGCGAGCGCUGCCUCCCACUGCCUUUGGUCAGACAGAUCUGAAGAGGACCCACGCAUCGACUCGUCCGCAGCUACCCCCCUGCCCCACAGUCUGCAUGGGAUCAUCAGCCAACCGGAGUCAGCAAAGACCGCUGAGGACAAGAGGAGGCCGAGCACUCCACCGUUUCUCACAUUCAGCCGGCUGUCGGCGUUCGCCAAGCGGCAGGACGGCUAUGAGCUGCAUCAUCAUGUGAUGCCGCCGACCGUCCCGUCUGUGUCGACAUUGAGGAAGCGGGCCGGCAACCUGGUGAAGAUGUCCAGCCAGGAACCGUCGUCGUCUUCAGCCACGGCCGCUUUCGACCGCCAACUGCCGGCUCUCCAGCCUGAGCCCGUCAUCGGCCAUCCCCUGCUUCCCCACGCCACGGCAUUGCUCCCUCCUGCCCCCUAUGCAUACAAUGUCAUGCCGCCUGCAGACUACGCCAGCCUCCUGCGGCUAUCGCCCCGCACGACAAGCCACAGCAGACGACCAGAAGUGUCGCCCGGAGCACGCAGCAAUAAGCUGUCUGAGUCUCGGCGGGCGCUGAGGUGCGUGGCGUGUUGCAGCAGACAUCGGCCGGUCCGCGGUGUCCCAUACGCCACACCCCCUCGCACCCCUCCUCGCGCUCGGCCCCUGACGAAGCGGCAGAUCGGAGGCUCCGGCCCCUCCUGGCCUUUUGCUGACGAACAGCAGCAGAUGGACGCAAGAAAGGUCGACUGGAGGCGGGACGCCAGUGCAAGUGUCGGUGUCGGCACGUAUGUGGCGUCGAGUCUGCCACCUACACCCGGAUAUGUGCUGAUUCCAACGACACCGCCGAUGAACAAGAGAAGACGCUGAGAGAGGAGGGGAGGGGAGGGUAGCGUUGUGCUCUCGGUGCACACAUACUUUCCGGACAUUCGGAGCAUGCGAUGUGCUUGCCGGAUUGGUUCGUGCUCAUGGAGAUGAUUUCCAAACAUGCGUGUCGGUCUUUUGCAUGGAGACAGCAACGUAUGACG
Vitrella brassicaformis is the source of this 2123-nucleotide messenger RNA. The record is from the annotation of a GenBank genome assembly. Lineage: Eukaryota; Vitrellaceae.